UUCUCUACUAAAUACACUGGAAAGAGAACAGCCACGACAUGCCCUGUAACCCGGAAGUGAUUUGUUGUUUUGAUCGCAUGCAUUUCGUGACAUUGUGACAUACCUACGGCUGUCGCUGUAAACGCAUGCUGCUGUGUGAGUGGAGUGGAAACUUCACAGUUUCAUUUUUUACAAUUCUACAGUAAUUUCUCAACUGAGAUCAUGGCAGCAAUUUUCACACCCACCAACCAGAUUCGGCUGACAAAUGUAGCGAUUGUCAGGAUGAAAAAAGCGGGGAAACGCUUCGAAAUCGCCUGCUACAAAAACAAAGUCAUGUCGUGGAGAAAUAAAGUGGAGAAAGACAUUGAUGAGGUUCUACAGACUCACACAGUCUUCACCAAUGUAUCCAAAGGACAAGGAGCAAAGAGGGAAGAUUUGAUGAAAGCUUUCAAUACAGAGGACCAGACAGAAAUAUGCAAACAGAUUUUAGCUAAAGGUGAGCUCCAGGUUUCAGAGAAAGAGCGACAGCAGCAGCUGGAGUCCAUGUUCCGUGACAUCGCUACAAUUGUUGCCGAGAAGUGCGUCAAUCCAGAGACCAAGAGGCCAUACACUGUGGGAAUGAUAGAGCGGGCCAUGAAAGAUGUCCACAUAUCGGUGAAACCAAACAGGGGCACCAAACAACAGGCACUUGAUGUCAUCAAGAAGUUGAAGGAGACGGAAACGAUGCCCAUCGACCGUGCCCAGAUGAGGCUAAGGAUCACGCUGCCCAUCAAGGAAGGCAAGAAAGUCAAGAGUAAACUGAAGACGUUGAUUAAGACCUUGGAGAGGGAGGAGUUUGGGGAGGAACUCGAGAUGGUUUGUCUGGUCGAUCCCGGGUGCUACCGUGAGAUGGAUGAGUUGGUACGCUCCAGCACCAAGGGGCAGGGAACCGUGGAAGUCUUGGAUCUCAAAGAUGUUGAGGAAGGAGACGAGAGAUUAGAAUGAGAAGAUUGCGGACAAUUCUCCGGAGGAAACUCUAGUGCCUUGCACAAAAAGAACGAGGUUGAGGGUCUCAAUGUUCCGUUGUAUUCAGAGCAUCAAUCAUGAGAACAAAGUCUGUGGUCAGAAUCACACAUUAUUUUAUGGGAGCAAUUGGGGAUAUCAACCUUGUUCUUAAUCAUCUUGCCGCUAUGUGAUAUCUCCCAUCAUGCUUUGCUUCAAUUUACUUGAACUUUGACCCUGUUUUAUGCAGUAUGAUUUGUUAAUCAUAAAUCAUUGGGCAAGUUCAGUUACGCAUCUUGCUGAGCGGUGCUUUCCCCUAGGCCCAUCAGAUGCCUUGUUUGGCCUUUCUCCAGUCGAAUGAAACAUGGCACAUUUUAUUCAGCAAAUAUUGGCCCUUUCUCUCAUUUUGGAAGCUUUUGUUAUUAUGCUAGUUAAUGAUGUAAAAAUAUGCACCAAAUUCCCUUUCCUCCAAAAAAAUUAAUGUUUGAAAAAUGCAA
Patiria miniata (bat star) is the source of this 1457-nucleotide messenger RNA. It is a transcript of the gene sbds, whose product is annotated as ribosome maturation protein SBDS-like. The record is from RefSeq and is a predicted model, not a curated record. The transcript has 5 exons. Gene Ontology annotation, biological process: cytosolic ribosome assembly; ribosome biogenesis. Lineage: Eukaryota; Metazoa; Echinodermata; Asteroidea; Valvatida; Asterinidae. The coding region runs from base 202 to 963 and encodes 253 amino acids.